Messenger RNA from Acinonyx jubatus (cheetah), 4482 nucleotides. It is a transcript of the gene GET1, whose product is annotated as guided entry of tail-anchored proteins factor 1. The record is from RefSeq and is a predicted model, not a curated record. The coding region runs from base 100 to 606 and encodes 168 amino acids. The transcript is spliced from 5 exons. Gene Ontology annotation, biological process: tail-anchored membrane protein insertion into ER membrane. NCBI's taxonomy places the organism in Eukaryota, Metazoa, Chordata, Mammalia, Carnivora, Felidae.
CGCUGCGUUUCAUUGCGCAGGCGCCCGCGAGGGCGUGGGCGCCGGCGUGGCCCCCAUGGAGUUACCUUAGCGGAGCCGGCAGCCCUAGGAGAUUCCGGGAUGAGCGCGGCGGAGGUCGACCGCUGGGCGUGGCUGCUGGUGCUCAGCUUCGUGUUUGGGUGCAAUGUCCUCAGGAUUCUCCUCCCGUCCUUCUCCUCCUUCAUGUCCAGGGUGCUGCAGAAGGACGCCGAGCAGGAGUCGCAGAUGAGAGCGGAGAUCCAGGGUAUGAAGCAAGAACUCUCCACCGUCAACAUGAUGGACGAAUUCGCCAGAUAUGCCAGGCUGGAGAGAAAGAUCAACAAGAUGACGGAUAAGCUUAAAACUCACGUGAAAGCUCGGACAGCCCAGUUGGCCAAGAUAAAAUGGGUUAUAAGUGUUGCCUUCUAUGUAUUGCAAGCUGCCCUGAUGGUGUCGCUCAUUUGGAAAUACUACUCCGUCCCUGUGGCCGUGGUACCGAGUAAAUGGAUAGCUCCACUAGACCGCCUGGUAGCAUUUCCUACCAGAGUAGCAGAUAAUAAACAUCGUACUGGAUUCACGAGAUACAGAAAGGGAUACAAUGAAAAGUAGAUCUAUCUUCUGACCGGUUAGUGUCCUGUCAGCCCACUUUCUGUUUCCCGUCAGUACCAGUUUCUUACAACUCUCCCAACGAUACCCCGUGUGUAUAUGAAUAUUGAUGGAUACGUUUUUAAAAUAAUUUUUUUAAAUUAUAAAAGUAAUACCUAGGGGUGACUGGGUGGCUCAGUCGGUUGAGCGACCGACUUCAGCUCAGGUCAUGAUCUCACGGUUUGUGAGUUCGAGGCCCCCAUCGGGCUCUGUGCUGACAGCUCGGAGCCUGGAGCCUGCUUCAGAUUCUGUCUCCCUCUCUCUCUGCCCCUCCCCCACUCAUGCUUUGUCUGUCUCUGUCUCAGAGAUAAAUAAACAUUAAACAAAAAAGUAAUACCUAAAAAAAUAGUAAGUGCUCAUUUAAAAAGAAAAAAAAACGACUCUUCCAACGAUACCUGGUGUGUAUAUGAAUAUUGAUGGAUGUGUUUUUAAAAUAAUUUUUUUUUUAAUUAUAAAAGUAAUACCUAGGGGCGCCUGGGUGGCUCAGUCGGUUGAGCGACCGACUUCAGCUCAGCUCAUGAUCUCACAGCUUGUGAGUUUGAGAUCCAUGUUAGGCUCUGUGCUGACAGCUCAGAGCCUGGAGCCUGCUUCAGAUUCUGUGUCUCCCUCUCUCUCUGCCCCUCCCCUGCUCGCACUCUGUCUCUGUCUCUCUUUCUCUCUCAAAAAUAAAUAGUAAACAUUAAAAAAAAAAUUAAAAAAAAACAAACAACUCCUACUUGGAAGCAAGGAAACAAAGUCCAUGAUUGCACAGAGCGGGGAUUACUAAUAUUAACAUUUGAGCUUUUCUUUUUUUCUAUUUAUUUAUGGAUAGCUAUAGGUUUUGCAUUUCUAUUAAAAAAUACUGGAUACAGGGGCGCCUAGGUGGCUCAGUCGGUUAAGUGUCUGAUUCUUGAUUUCCGCUCAGGUCAUGAUCUUGAACACCUAAAGCUCUCUUUAUGGUCUGCUUUACAUUUAUGAUAAAUUAAGUGGAGCUCUUUACACAUAAACCCACCAACAUUUCCUUUUGGGGUUGAUACCCUUCUGUUGCCUGGAUGAGGGGUAGAAUCCUAGUCAACUAUUUCACUCUUCCUUGACCUGGCCGGAGUUUUAAAAUAAUCUGUGAGGAUGGGGCACCUGGAUGACUUGAGUUGGUUGGGCAUCCGACUUCAGCUCAGGUGAUGAUCCCGUGGUUCACAGGUUCAGGCCCCGAGUCGGGCUCUGUGCGGACAGCUCGGAGCCUGCAGCCUGCCUCGGAUUCUGUCUCCCUCUCUCUCUGCCCCUCCUCUACUCACCUCUGUCUCUUUCUUUCCCUCUCAAAAAUAAACAUUAAAACAAAACAAAACAAAAUUGUCUGUGGGGAUUUCUUGAGACCUGGGUUAAAGACAGGCUUUUCCAGACAGUUUGCAUUUCUACUGCCCUCUGUAGGUAAUCCAGUUUUCAGGCUUCCCGGGAGGUUGAGGGCAGACUGGCUACAGACUCUCAGAGUCUGAGACAAUUUCUCCAGGUCCUGGAGGCUGAAGGCCCUGGAUGUCCCAGCCUUCCGUCCCAUGGGUGGGGCUCCUGGCAGGCCCCUGCUUGGGUGGACAGACUUUGUCCCACUGGGUUUUGUCCUGGAGACUCAGUUCUCCAGUUGUGGCAACUGCCUUAGGCAAGAGCUGACGUCAGAGCUCUGUUUACCUGCCUCUCUGGGUACCUGCUUUCACUUCGUGUUUACCGGCUGUGCGACCUAGUUGAAAACUGAACACAUGUUCGUUAGAGCUGGUACAACAUUUUUAGCUUUCUUAAUGAGCAGGAAUGCUGGAGUUCCUUGUCUUCCAGACUACAGGAAGUGGCUCUCUUGUUUUUAUUAUAAAACCUUUUUUUCCUGUUGGUUAUAGAGUAUGUUCAUUGUCGAAAAUCAUAGGAAUAAAUUUAAAAGUUGACCACAAUUGGGGCACUGGGGUGAUUCUGUUAAGUGUCCGACUUCGGCUUAGGUCAUGAUCUCAUGGUUCGUGGGUUUGAGUCCCAUGUUGGGCUCUGUGCUGACAGCUCAGAGCCUGGAGCCUGCUUCGGAUUGUUUGUCUCUCUUUCUUUCUCUCUCUCUCUUUCUCUCUCUCUCUCUCUCUCUCUCUCUCUCUCUCUCUCUCUCUGCCCCUCCCCCGCUUGUGCUCUGUUUCUCUCAAAAGAAAAAAAAAAGUCAGCCACAAUUUUAUUUUUCAGAAAUAAAAAGUUAGCAUUUUAUUACCCUAUAACCAUUCCUAUGCAUAAUUUUAAAAAAUGUUUAUUUGUUUGUUUUGAGAGCGAGAGAGAGAGGAGGGGCAGGGCAGAGAGAGGGAGAGACAGAAUCCCAAGCAGGCUCCGGACUCUGAGCUGUCAGCACAGAGCCCAAUGUGGGGCUUGAAGUCAUGAACUGUGAGAUCAUGACCUAUGCUGAAGUCAAGAGUUGGACCCUUAACUGACUGGGCCACCCAGGUGCUCCCAUGCAUAAUUUUUUAAAAAGUUGAGAUGACCAGAAAGCAACAGUCCUGGAUUAUAUUUUUAUUAAGUAGUUCCCUACAGAAGCCCUUUCGGAUGGCUCUGAUUUAAUGUUUUGAUUUAUGCUUUUGUUGUGGGUAGGCAUAAGAAAAGACCCCUUGAAAACUUCUACAUCUGCUACAAGGCAAGUAGAUGUUAUAACAUGGAAUAUUACUCCGUACACCAUUUUUAAGGAUCCUUUUAGUAAAUUUCCCAGAAUUCAGGGCCAGGCAUUUAUGUCAAUUGACCUGCAUUUGCGAAUCUCCCCUUACAAGCCUGGGGGAGGGCUCAUUCUCCCUCUGCCUCCUGUUCUCCCCUUCCUACUCUGUUCCCCAGGGUAGCUUUCCUAACGGUCAAAUGCAUGGCAGUUACAAUAUUUAUCUCAUCUUUGGUUUUAAGAACAAUGGUUUUCCACCAUGGCUUUCACUUUCUUUUAAAAGUUUUGUUUUACUAUUCUCAAUUUUUUUAAGUGUUAUCACACUCUAACCCAAUACACCUCUUUGGAAAUAGCACGGUCUCCGUUAUCAAGAAGCGGCCCUUAAAAAUCACUGCAGGUAAGUAAGCUACUUAGCACUGGGAGUCCAGCCCCCAUCUUGUCCCCACAGGAGAUGCUGUCAGUAUCCUGAAUCUGUUAGGACAGAGCGGCUGGCUGGAGUGGACAAUGAUUAGGCCCAUAUGCUCUUUCAGAACAAGAUUAACAGAAUACAGGUCAAGGUGCGUGUAUGCAACCAGUAGAAAUAAAAAGAGUGAAUCUCAGGUGUACAUGAGGAAAGUCACCACAAGGCCUGGUUAACCGAAUAGGAGAGCACUCAAAAAUAAUUUUCAUGAAACCAAGCUUGGUAAUCACUGUGCCUUUUUUUUUUUUUUUUAAUAGAGUCUACUGAUCAUAUUGUUCCCUUUCACGGCUGCUUCCAUGUUUUUUAGUUAAAACCCAGCGUGAUUGCUGAGAACAUUGUUAUAUAUAUGAGACGUGUGUGUUCUUGGUGACUAACUUGGUCUUAUGAGCCAUCGAGGUCCGUAGAAUAUGAAAGCCAUGUAAUCAGUUUUCCAAAAGAUAAUGGACGUGUUUCAUUUGUAGGGAAAAAAAGAUACAAUUUUAUAUUUGAAAUGUUUUCAUUGGCUAAUCACAAUGGAUAUUUAUUUAUUUAUUUAUUUUUAAGUGUUUAUUUGAGAGAAAGGGCAGGAACAAGGAAGCGGCAGAGAAAGGGAGACAGAGAAUCCCAAGCAGGCUCUGCACUGUUAGUGAGAUGCCUGACGCAGGGCACGAACCCACAAACCAUGAGAUCAUGACCUGAGCCGAAAUCAGGAGUCAGACGCUUAACCAACUGAGCCACCCAGGUGCCCCUGGAUUUUUAGAAUUAGAUUAUA